Messenger RNA from Seminavis robusta, 2063 nucleotides. Lineage: Eukaryota; Bacillariophyta; Bacillariophyceae; Naviculales; Naviculaceae. The record is from the annotation of a GenBank genome assembly.
CACCAUUUCAGAAAUCCAAAAGGCGACCUUCGCUCUUUUCGACCGACUUUGCCUCCUUUCCUUCUUCAGCCCACAGCCACGUUGUUGUUCCCUUGUUUGGAAACACCUCCCUCUGUUGCUGUUGCUGUUGCCUGCUUCCCCUGGUGUUGCUACAGUAUCUGUUUCAAGAGAGAAUAUCAAGAAGCCAACCGCAUCUCGAGCACUUUCAUUCAAUCAACUUAUUCUACAAUCCUACAAGAUGGGAGAAGACGGCGACGGAGAGAAAAAGGAGCGAAGGAAGAGUACAAGGGAAGGCAAGAAGGAUAGCAAAAAGGAGUCCAAGAAAGAGAGCAAGAAAGAAAGCAAAAAGGACUCCAAGAAGGAGAGUAAGAAAGAGAGUAAAAAGGAGAGCAAGAAAGACAGCAAGAAGGAAUCCAAGAAAGAUAGCAAGAAGGAAUCCAAAAAGGAAUCCAAGAAGGAGAGCAAGAAGGAGAGUAAGAAGGAACCCAAGAAGGAGAGCAAGAAGGAGAGUAAGAAAGAGAGCAAACGAAAGGACUUGAAAAAGCGAAAGAGUACCAGCAAAAUAGUCAUUCCGGGACAAGAAUCCACAGUCUCCUUUAUCGAUCCCUCCGAACUAGUGGACUUGCCCGAUACGAAAGAAUUGGAGGAGCCUGCCGUGGAGGAUUUCACACCCGUGCCCAUCGCUUCGGCUGGCAAUUCCAGCGCCGUUUUCGUGGAUAGCAGUGACGAUGAAAAACCAAAAGCCAGUACUAGCGCCGAAGAUGAUGAAAUCAAGGCUCUACUGGAGGGCCUGACGGAAGACGCCAAUACGGACGACAAUAGUUCCUCCAGUUCCAGUAGCUCAUCCUCGAGUAAUUGGUCGAAACGAGAGAUUGAACUCCCUCAGAACUAUCUUGAUCACGUGGUUCUGGCCGCACCCGAGCUGUUUACGGCAAUCGAAGAAUUUGAAGAAAAGACGGGCAUUGAACCCAUCGUCUCGGGACAUAUAAGAGGAUUGGGUAUCAAGACGGCUCGAGUGACAUUCGAAGGACCCUCCUUUCUCGAAAUCAUUGCCCCGGAUCCUGACAGUAAUGGGCCCAUCGGGACACUCCUUCGAUCCACAGGUCUCACCGGUUUAACCCCGUUUCAUUGGGCAAUUCGAACGUCGGACGCUGAAGCCAUGGUGCCCUCAUUGAGGAACAUUGGCUACACACCAGAUGUCAUUGGCAUGUCGGGAGCGAAUCAGGAUGGCACUCGACGCAAAUGGGAAAUGCUCUUUUUGUACGGCCAUAGGCUGGGUGGUAUCGCGCCGUUCUUUAUCAAUUGGGGAAAUUCAGAACAUCCUUGCGAAACAAUGCCAAUUGUGGGAGACUUGGUUGGGUUGACGAUAAGGGCUCCUCCGGAUGAUUAUAUUCACAAAAUGAUGGCACUUACUGGCUCUCAAGGAUUCAACUUGGAGAUUGGAAGUCCUCACUUUGAGAUCAAGUUUCAGUGCCCAAGUGGUGAGGUUUCAUUUGAAGCCGACAGAAUGGUAGGAUUUCGGUUCCCUGGUUUUGAAGACGAGUGCGGCCCUAUCGUUGGCCAUGCUGAAGAAGAAUUACCAGAGCUCGUUAUGCCCGCAAUGCCUGACAUGUUGGACUUGAAUGCAGAAUACGAUGGUGACGACUGAGAAUGCAACAAUUUGGCACCAGUGCUUAUCCGAACAGUGCAACAAAGAUUCACUUUUGUGGAUACUACUACAAUCUACGAGCCAGUGCGAUACGACCAGAAUGAAGAUUGGAGAGAGGGAUAGUCUUUCGGGACGACGCUGUUCUUGAUGUGCCUAACCGUAAGGCUUCGGUGUUUGUUUGGUUUUGGUUUUUUGUAGUACCAAUCUGUCCAUGAAUAGGCAAUUUGUACAAUAUACCACGCCAAUCUUUUGUCGCCGAGCUACUGUAUAUGCCAUUCAUCGAAUCCUUUCCAAAAGUCGAAACGAAGAAGGAACCGUGCUUUCGUUUAGAGUAGAGGAAUCAUGUAAAAAGAUGAUCAUAGCAGCACUGUUGCGUCAAACCAUAAUCUAUAAUGAGAGAGCAUUCCAUUAGGCC